Messenger RNA from Ordospora pajunii, 165 nucleotides. RefSeq lists its product as uncharacterized. The record is from RefSeq and is a predicted model, not a curated record. Bases 1 to 165 code for a protein of 54 amino acids. The transcript has a single exon. NCBI's taxonomy places the organism in Eukaryota, Fungi, Microsporidia, Ordosporidae.
AUGAGGAAUUGUGUGUUUGCACAUGUGUGUGCUGCAGUGUGCAUGAGUAGUGCGGUUUGCAGCAGACAGCAUUCGCAUGAUGAUGUUGUUGUUGGCAGACCCCAUGGAAAUAGAAAUAGGCAGGGAAGCAAUCAGGAAGGGGUCUGCAUAUGUCAAGCAGAUUGA